CCAAACCUUACGGUCACGGACUCGAAGAUGGCGUCGAAAUAUGCAUUCACCCAGGGGCUGAAGGAAUUGAGGUUUCUGUUCUGCCAGACGGGCGAACAAAGCGCUGCGACAAGGAAUUUCCUCACCAGAAGCUACCCUACGAUGAAGAAGCACAACCCACACACACCGAUCCUCAUCCGGGAAGCAAGCGGCACCGAGCCCACGGUCUACGCGAGAUUCGAUUUCGGAAAGGAGAAAAAGCUACCGCUCAAGGGUCUGGACGACAAGGCGAUCGAGCAACAAGUCACCGACCUAGUGAACUCGAAGUUAUAGGUGUGGCCAGGAGACGGCAGGAGCAUGCGGAAGAGACGGAGAUGAUAGAGAUGCUCGAAUGUGUACGGCGCAAAGUCGAUCCGUAACCGAUGUACAUAUACACUAUCACGAAUGAACCAGUUCUAUAUCCUAGUCGACUACGGGUGCCGUUCAUUGAGGUUCUCAAUAGGCGAACAUACGGAUGCAUGAACACUCGUAGAGUCGCCAUCUGCUGUCCUUUUUGUGCAUUCGAGGACUUUCACAAUACCAC
Molecule: messenger RNA, 562 nt
Organism: Cucurbitaria berberidis CBS 394.84
Lineage: Eukaryota; Fungi; Ascomycota; Dothideomycetes; Pleosporales; Cucurbitariaceae
Product: NADH dehydrogenase, alpha subcomplex, subunit 2
Exons: 3
Coding region: 28-312 (94 amino acids)
Source: RefSeq, a predicted model, not a curated record